This is a messenger RNA of Prorocentrum cordatum, 211 nucleotides long. NCBI's taxonomy places the organism in Eukaryota, Dinophyceae, Prorocentrales, Prorocentraceae. The record is from the annotation of a GenBank genome assembly.
GCCAGCCGCGGACUUCAGCAACCUCCUGGACGUGGACGGGGACGGGGAGAUCGGCUACGACGAGUGGGUCGCGGCGUUCAAGUUCGUGGACCAGGACGGACACCAACGGCUUCAUCUCGAGGGAGGAGUUUACGGGUACUGGUGGCCACGGCGCUCUCUUCGACGCCAUCGACACCAGGCGCAAGGGUGGACGGCGGAUCUCGUUGACUGA